This is a messenger RNA of Morus notabilis, 3605 nucleotides long. RefSeq names its product E3 SUMO-protein ligase SIZ1. Gene Ontology annotation, molecular function: zinc ion binding; SUMO ligase activity. Lineage: Eukaryota; Viridiplantae; Streptophyta; Magnoliopsida; Rosales; Moraceae. Gene Ontology annotation, biological process: protein sumoylation. The transcript has 17 exons. The record is from RefSeq and is a predicted model, not a curated record. The coding region runs from base 336 to 2966 and encodes 876 amino acids.
AAAGAAGAAAUCGCAAAGGCGUGAGAACAGGGACGAGCUUGGGAAUUGGGGAAGUCGGCGUUAGAGAGAGAACCGAAAGUCGAAACCCUAAUCCUCAUCGCCUAUCCAAUUCCUUUCACGCAUGUGAGCUCUUAAAUUCGAUUCCCAUGGAUUCUCUCUUUCGACGAUUACUAUUUUCUUUUUCGGCGCUCUGAAUUAGGGUUUUCGUUUUGGAUCGGUCCCGGUUCGGAGAGGCUUUAUGCGCUGGUUUCGUCGGUUUGGUGUUUGAUUAAUUGGUGCUUCUUUCAGUUCGGAAGAUUCUAUGCUAUUUGGGCAUUAAUUUUGGGGGUCAUAUAAUGGAUUUGAUAGCCAGUUGCAAGGACAAAUUGGCAUAUUUUCGAAUAAAAGAGCUCAAGGAUGUUCUCACUCAUUUAGGUCUUUCAAAGCAGGGAAAGAAACAGGACCUGGUUGACCGAAUAUUAACCAUUCUUUCUGAUGAUCAAGUUUCUAAGAUGUGGGCAAAGAAGAACGCUGUUCGUAAAGAACAGGUGGCACAGCUUGUAGAUGACAUAUAUAGAAAAAUGCAGGUGUCCACUGCCACUGAUUUAGCAUCAAAGGCGCAGGGGGUCUCAGAUAGCAGUAAUGUGAAAGUGAAAGUGGAAAAUGAUGACCGCUCCUUUCAAUCAGAGACAAAGAUUCGUUGUGUCUGCGGGAAUCAAUUGGAAACAGAGUCUAUGAUUCAGUGUGAGGAUAGGAAUUGUCAAGUGUGGCAGCAUAUUAAUUGUGUGAUAAUUCCCGAUAAGCCUAUGGAAGGAAGUACACCAUAUCCUGACCCAUUUUAUUGCGAACUCUGCCGACUUAGCCGUGCUGAUCCCUUCUGGCAUCAACUUGGGCAUCCUUUACCUCCUGUGAAGUUGAUUACUACAAACAUUCCAACUGAUGGUACCAAUCCGGUGCAGAGUGUGGAAAGAACAUUUCAACUACAAAGAUCGGAUAAAGAGCUGACAUUAAAACAAGAAUUUGACGUUCAGGCUUGGUGUAUGCUUCUGAACGACAAAGUCUCAUUCAGGAUGCAGUGGCCACAGUAUGCAGAUCUUCAAGUCAAUGGUAUACCUGUUCGUGCAAUUAAUAGACCGGGGUCACAACUUCUUGGGGCUAACGGUCGUGAUGAUGGUCCAAUAAUCACAACAUACCUAAAAGAAGGGCUGAAUAAGAUUUCCCUAACAGGAUGUGAUGCUCGCGUUUUCUGUUUAGGUGUCCGACUCGUGAAGCGCCAAACUGUUCAAAAGAUCCUUAGCUUGAUUCCUAAGGAGUCUGAGGGUGAGCAAUUUGAAGAUGCUGUGGCUCGUGUGCGUCGUUGUGUUGGUGGUGGAACGGCAACGGAUGACGCUGAUAGUGAUAGUGAUUUGGAAGUUGUUGCAGAUUCUUUUGUUGUUAAUCUACGUUGUCCUAUGAGUGGCUCGAGGAUGAAGGUUGCUGGAAGGUUUAAACCUUGUGCUCACAUGGGAUGUUUUGAUCUUGAAGUUUUUGUGGAAUUGAAUCAGCGUUCAAGGAAGUGGCAGUGCCCUAUUUGUCUGAAGAACUAUUCUUUAGAGUAUAUCAUCACCGACCCGUAUUUUAAUCGUAUCACUUCGAUGAUGAGGCAUUGUGGAGAAGAUGCAACAGAGAUUGAGGUUAAGCCUGAUGGUUCUUGGCGGGUAAAGGCUAAAAGUGAAAGUGAACGUAGAGAGCUUGGAGAUCUUGGGCAAUGGCACUUUCCAGAUGGUACUAUCUGGCUCCCGGCUGGUGGAGAUGUUAAAGCUAAAACAGAGAUGAAGCAGGUCAAGCAGGAAGGUAUCUCGGACAGUCAUCCUGGUUUGAAACUUGGAAUCAAGAAGAAUAGCAAUGGGUUUUGGGAAGUCAGCAAACCUGACGAUAUGAAUAACUCUAUUGAUAAUGGAUUACAAGAUGGCCUUGGAAACUAUGAGCAAAAAGUUAUCCCAAUGAGCAGCAGUGCAACUGGAAGUUGUAGGGAUGGUGAAGAUCCGAGUGUAAACCAAGAUGGCGGUGGAAAUUUCGACUUCACCAAUAAUGGUGUUGAGAUGGAUUCUCUCACACUUAAUGUUGAUUCGAUGUAUGGAAUUACUGAGCAAGCACCACCUGUUCCAAUUAGGAAUUCAGAAGUUAUUGAAAUAAGUGAUUCAGAUGACGACGACUUGUUUAUAUCUCCUAGAUCUGUAUACAAGAAUCAUCCGAAUGAUGGCAGUGGGGUUCCUUUUUCAGUUUCCCCUCCUGUAAUUCCUGAUUCGUAUGCAGAAGAUCCUGCUGGUGGGACGUCAUGCUUGGGUCUUUUCAAUGGCAAUGAUGAUGAGUUUGGGAUUCCGCCGCUAUGGCAUUUGCCCCCUGGAAAUCAAGCAGGUCCAGGUUUUCAAUUUUUUGGUUCUGAAGCAGAAGUGUCCGAUGCGCUGGUUGAUCUACAGCAUGGUUCUAUCAACUGUUCUUCAUCUAUGAAUGGUUAUACAUUGGCCCCAGAGACUGUCACAGGAUCUGCUCCACUAGUCCAAAAUUCUUCUGUUGGUCGGUCAGAUACAGAUAUGAAUGACGGCUUGGUUGACAAUCCAUUGGCUUUUGCUGGUGAUGACCCGUCGCUUCAGAUAUUUCUUCCAACAAAUCCUACAAAUGCCUCGGCACAGUCUGAUUUUAGAGAUCGUGCUGAUGUGUCGAAUGGGGUCCGCACUGAGGAUUGGAUAUCUCUUAGGCUUGGGGGUAGUGCUGGCGGCACUAAUGGCGAAUCUGCAACUCCAAGUGGACUCAAUUCGAAGCUGCAAGUACCAGCCAGAGACGGUGCGAUGAAUUCUAUGGCUGACCAUGCCUCCUUGCUUCUUGGUAUGAAUGAUGGUAGACCUGAGAAGGGAAUUAGGCAAAGAUCAGAUAGUCCUUUCACGUUUCCUCGCCAAAAACGUUCCGUAAGGCAGAAGUUACUUUCUAUCGACUUAGACUCUGAAUAGAGGAGUGGACCUUCUUGUGGAGAGCUAUCCAUGGUCUCAUUGGAUUAUUUUUCUCGGAUUGAAAGCAAAAACCUGGAGAACUUUUGUGAUCUGCUCAUUUGGAGGUCAAAUUUUUGUAUCUAGAAGUGCGUAAAGGUAGGCAUAUCUUUGGCUUGUCGAAGAUAAGUCUUUAGAUGCAACGGCAUCCGUGGUGGAAAGAAAAGGUGGAGAACAAGAAUGGGGGAACUGAGCUGGCACCUGCAAAAUUUCUUGAAUCGGUAAGCUCAGAGUUUCCGUCGGCCCUGUCGAGCUUGAAAUUCGCCAUGUAUCUUUUAACAGGCUCAUGAAUUUUUUCUGCUCUCCAACCGUCUGUCUACGAGGAUAUGCAGGUCCAGCGCUGGUCUUGUACAGGGAUUUGAAUCUGAAGGUUGGAAUUAAUUGGUGUAAGCCUUCGGAUUUUGUGGGGGAACCCCAUAUAGUAAUAGCAACAAUCUUUUUCUUCUUUUGUUCUCUCUUUUCUUUUCUUUUUACCUGGGGGGGUUGGCCAGAGAAAUAGCCUGUAAAUGAGGGGAUUGCAGAAUCAGUUAUUUAUAUAAAUAUUAUUCUUUUCAUAUGAAUACUUUUGCCUCGAGUUCUCCCUUACUCUUGGCUGUUUUGUGA